Messenger RNA from Brassica napus (rape), 2742 nucleotides. Its product is annotated as chaperone protein DnaJ-like. Bases 651 to 1958 code for a protein of 435 amino acids. The record is from RefSeq and is a predicted model, not a curated record. Gene Ontology annotation, cellular component: cytosol. Lineage: Eukaryota; Viridiplantae; Streptophyta; Magnoliopsida; Brassicales; Brassicaceae. Gene Ontology annotation, molecular function: protein-folding chaperone binding. The transcript has 3 exons.
UACAAGCCCGAUAUGGUUAUGGCAUCCAAGGGGGAGUGUUAUAAAUCCAUGAUAUGGAUAUGUGGAUUGCCAUUAACCAUCAAGGAGGUUUACAUCUGACCCGACUAUCCGGUCCGUCUACACCCGUCUCCGGUUUGUCUCAUCCGUCCAAGACUAGUCAAGAUGAAGACUCAUUCAACCGGAGCAUUUAUGAGCUUUGACCAAGUCUAGAUAUUUGUGGUCAAUAUGUAAUAAAUGUGUAGAUACUCUCCUUUGUUGUAAACCCUUGGAACCUCCACUAUAUAUUGAUAGUGAGAGCUAAUGAGAAAGACACAACUUUCACAACAACACUUCUCUCAUAUUUCUAACAAUAAGUCAUAUGAUGAGAAUGAAAAACAAAGUCAACAACCAAAGAUAUCAAUUUUAUAAAAGUUAGCUCCCGGAUAUUUAAUUCAAUUAAAUGGUUUACAGCAUUUUUAGUCAUGGUUUCAUUUUAAAAUUGAAAAAAAAAAAAGAAUCCUAAUAAAAGCGGGAGGCCAAACAUCUCGGCUCUUCGUGUCUGUCUGGUAAUUAUUUCCUACGCACGACAAAAUUCUCCUAAUCUCUCUCUCUUCUGUCUUUCUCUUUCCGCCAUUUCCCCGAUCAAGUUUUUUCUUCUUCUUAUCGAUGCAAUGACAACUCCACGAUCGCCGGCGACAGAUUUCUUCGGUAUCUCCAAGACAGCAUGCAAAGCAUACAAAUCAAUCGUCACAAAACUGCACCCUCUCUCUUCUCAUCGCAAAACCGACUCUCACUCCGACAACGAUUCCACGAUCCACCAGAAAUAUCUAGAGGAGAAAUUCGCGGAGGAGGAUGAUCUCAUCGCUGCUCGGAGAGGUCUCCGGUUACAGAGCAUGGACGAUAGCUCCGUCUUCAAACGCCGUUCUUCUCUCCUAUCUAACUCCAGCAGCCGCCGCAGCCACACGCCGCAAGCUCGUCCCACAUACCUCUCCUCCGCCUCUUCCAACCGCCGUUCCACUUUCUCGAGAACCACCAGCCGCAGAGACGACGGCGGCGGCAGCAGCCACGGAGGCGUAGGGAGAACACACGGACUCAAAUCACGCCCCGUUUCCAACAACGCGAGCCCGAUGACGUCGCCUUUCACGAGCCCGAGAGGGAAAGAUCAGACCUUGGGAGAUUUGUUUGGCUCCGCGCAGGGACUAACGUCCACGUCCCCUCCGAGCUCUACCCCGUCUUCUCCGAAGACUAUUUCGAAGAGCCGUAGCAAGAGAGAUAAAGACGGGAGAUCAGGGUCCACGACGUCGUUUUCGAAGAGCACGAGCACGAGACAUCAGUCGAAGAGGGAUACGGGUGGGUCAGUGGGGAGGAGCGUGAGCAGGAGGAGCACGACACCGAUAGUUUUCUCUCAGUCGACGCAGCCGAAGAAGCCGCCGGCUGUGGAGAAAAAGCUCGAGUGUACGUUGGAAGAACUAUGCCAUGGUGGAGUCAAGAACAUCAAGGUCACUAGGGACAUCAUCACCGAUGAAGGGUUGAUUAGGAAACAAGAAGAGACGUUGAAAGUGAACAUCAAACCGGGAUGGAAGAAAGGGACAAAGAUCACAUUCGAAGGAGUAGGUAACGAGAAACCAGGCUACCUCCCUGAAGAUAUCACGUUCGUGGUCGAAGAAAAGAGACAUCCUCUGUUCAAAAGACGUGGUGACGACUUAGAGAUUGCGGUCGAGAUUCCACUUGUAAAGGCUUUGACUGGAUGCAAACUCUCGGUGCCGUUACUGAGUGGUGAGUCGAUGUCGGUAUCUGUAGGAGAAGUGAUCUUUCAUGGGUUUGAGAAGGCUAUUAAAGGUCAAGGUUUGCCUAACGCUAAAGAAGAAGGUAAACGAGGUGACUUGAGGAUCACGUUUUUAGUGAAUUUUCCUAAGAAGUUGAGCGAAGAACAACGAUCAAUUGCCUAUGAGGUCUUGAAAGAUUGUUCUUGGGCUUAAAGGUUGAUAUUAUAUACGGGUCUCAUGCCAUUCAAUUCAUGUCUUUUUCUUUGUAUAUAAGAUUUACGAGUUGAGGGCUUGAGGCUUUAUUAUAUUUUUCUUAGAGUGAGCUGUUGUUAUAUGAUUCUUGAUGUGGAUGAUACAAUUGUCUUCUUUUAGUUUAUUGACAUUCUUAUGAGUUAUGAAGGAUAAGGCUUAAGAAUUGGUUGGCAUUUCUUGUGACUAAUGGCUAGGUAUUGCUCGAUUGGGGUUACAAAAACUACGUUCUCUAUAUAAUUAAUGUUUUCAGCUUUAAAGUCAUAGACCGCAUAGCGCAGUGGAUUAGCGCGUCUGACUUCGGAUCAGAAGGUCGUGGGUUCGACUUCCACUGUGGUCGUUUUUUUAGUAUUUUGAGAUAUUUAUACAUGUUUGGAGUUUCUAGGAAAUUGAAGCAGCGAUAAACUUAGAGGAACACUAAUCCCUUCACUAUUUAUAGUAUUCACUAUCGAUAUUCAAAUAGGAGUAGUGUGAAGAUGAAGCAAUAAGAAACAAGAUGGUUGGUUAAGGUCUCAAGACAAUGGAGAUGCCACUACAAGGGACAAGCAUGCAUGGUGGGUUAAGGUCUCAAGACAAUGGAGAUGCCACUACAAGGGACAAGCAUGUAUGGUGGGUUAAAGUCUCAAGACAAUGGAUUAUUAGUUUAUCAUAUCUCAUCUACCAUUUGCCAUACUUGUAACCCCUAUAUAUAUGGGAUGUUCCCAUAAGCAAAUUAAUCAAGCAAAUAAGAUUCUCCUUAUUUACUCUA